UACGCAUACCGCCUAAAGUCGCAAAAUAAAUCGUAUUUUAACUUUAUAAUGCAUAUAAACAUGAUUCAUAUAAACAUGAUGCUGAAUAGUCGCGCAAUGUUUUGCUUUAACUGCCGAGCUGCAGCCUGUCUGUCAGAUCAGCUGAUCGCCUCAUCGCAAGGACCAAAACAGCUAACGCUAGCUCAACGUAGCCGGUGGUUAAAGUUAUGACAAGCCAUGCCGGUAUAAUACUGUACGAUACGGUAGGAUAUUGACCAGAAGCAUGUUUAAAACUGUUCUUUGGCGGUGUAUCGUAAAGAUAACCCCGUGUUUGUUUAGGAGACGUCGCUGCCUCGUUUAGCUAGUUAGCUGUCGUUGCUAACCUGCGUCAGAAGCUAACAGGCUAACUCACCUAAAUAUGCAGGUACCAUUAGCUACAGUUAGCGAGUUAUUAUUAGCCGCUUUGGCCUAAUAUCUAGAGGGUGCUUUUACGGGACAUAGACUGAGCAUUAUGUAUAAAACGACGGUUGUGUUAACGCGUUAAUGUGACAAUGUAAUUAACGCUAUGAAUCAGAUUGCCUGAGUUAAGGGUUUGUUGGUUGUUAGCUUCCUGUAAGCUAGCAUAACCGGUACAGUAAACGUUAGCGUUGACACUGUCAGGUUCAGUAAUCUGAUAUUUUUAUAGUACAUAAUUAACAGGGUUCCCGCGGAUCCUUACAAAACUUAAAAGGGCAUUGCAUUUACUAAUCUAAAGAUGAGGACAUGGGAAGUGGGAUUUUAUGAAUCACCUGUUUUUUUUAAUGUUACAUGGUAAAAUCAAAGGUAACGUCUAUUUUUAUUUUAUUUUUGUCAAAUAAUCAAAUAAAGUCUUUAUUUGAACUAAUUUUAAUGCGUUUCCAGGCAGUGGAGUCUCCUAUGCAGACUGAGAAACACAAAAUCGCCAAGAAAACAGGCCAGAAAUGCCAGAUAUUUCCCACUUUUAGUAAACCUAAUCGAUGCUUUUAUGACAAUAUUAUGUGUUCAUUCUCUUACACGAGUUUCACUCCAAAAAUGAUUUUUUUUUUCAGCAUUUGACGUAGAUAAUCUAACUUUAUCACUGGAAGAAAAAAAGACAUGUUUCAUGUUAUGGUAAACAUUUAGGCAAAAUGUCAGUUUUUGUUAUUAGAAAUUUGGUCUUAAGUUUUAUUUCAAGUGGCAUUAAAAGUCCUAAAGAGUAUUAAAUCUAGGAGCCUUAAGCUGCAGGAACUAAUCUUAAAAAGGAAUUAAUCUUAAAAACAGCUCUUGUGUCAACAUCUUUGAUUCAGCUACAUCUAAGAUUAAAAUCAGAUUAAAUCUAGUGAAUCAUAGCCAUUCGUCUACAAAGUAUUACCCCCUAGUUAACCGUCACUUACUAAAAUAAUGGCACUUGACAGUAGGCAGCAGAUUUUCACAAGUAGUCACACAACUAUCUAAAAACAACCAGGCAGAGAAAGUCAAGUCUGAUUGGCCAUGUGCUCUUUUUCUUUGUGCACUUUUUCUUUCCAGAUCCUGGCCUUGGUAAGGAAUUGAGAGCAUCUGGCCACCAACCAGAUUGAAAGCGCUGACUGGAGAAUAAUUAUGUCUUAUCUCUGAGAAUGGGAGGAAGUGGAUCCAAAGCCAAAGGUGUGUGGCCUUUCUCAGGCAGUGGAGCAGGAGGGGAUACAGGCAGCGAUGGGAACGAGCAGACUGUGGCCCGUCUCAAAGGCUCCAGAAAUGCAACACCGUUUGUUUUUACCAGGAGGAGUUCUUUGUACUAUGACGAGGACGGUGACCUCGCCCAUGAGUUCUACGAGGAGACGGUGGUGACAAAAAAUGGCAGAAAAAAGUCCAAGUUGAAGAGGAUUCAGAAAAAUCUGAUCCCACAGGGAAUCGUGAAGCUUGACCACCCCUGUAUACAUGUAGAUUUUCCUGUCGUCCUCUGUGAGGUGUGAAAAGUUGUGCGGGACUGAUGUACUAUGAAGUUCAGCCACAGGUACUCUUCCUCAGAGCAAAGUCUUGUCCCAGUGUCCGAACAUUACAGUCAAGACUGGAGCUGUGGACUGAGAAGAAAAGGAAAAUUCAAACUGUCAUAGAAAAACUGAUAUAUUGAAUGAAAUGUUAUACAUUUGAAUUCAACUAUGGUCAGAGCGUGCCCUGUUCACAAAAAUUCAUAUUUUGAUAUUCACAAAAGUAGUGUUGGUACAGAUUGUGUGUCCAAUACCCAGCUGAUAUGUAAGCAGUCUUAGAGAAUACAGCUGUAUUUCUCUCGUCAGUUUUUCUGCAGGGAAAAACAUCCUUGAUGUGAAAAGGCUUUAACAGUUUAUGCCUUCUGUGAGACGUAGAGUGAAACUGUGCGUGUCUUUGUAUGUGUACAUGUGUGCACUUAGGCCUGUUUGAGUGAGUGUCUGUGAGAGGGGGCUGAAGAUGUAGUUACAGGGUAGAAAGAUGAAGGAUUGUGAAAUUUAUUGUAUAUAUGGUCAUUUUCUGUAUUGUUACGUCUGAGUCUGUCUCAGUAACCGGAGCUCAGACCUGCACUAGUGAACAUUAUGUACUGUAAAUAAUAUCAGAUUUCUUAGUUGGAAAUACUUGAAUAAAUGGUUUACUGAGGUGAA
This is a messenger RNA of Plectropomus leopardus (leopard coralgrouper), 2588 nucleotides long. Lineage: Eukaryota; Metazoa; Chordata; Actinopteri; Perciformes; Serranidae. The record is from RefSeq and is a predicted model, not a curated record.